This is a messenger RNA of Sorghum bicolor (sorghum), 4959 nucleotides long. Its product is annotated as putative disease resistance protein At3g14460. The record is from RefSeq and is a predicted model, not a curated record. Gene Ontology annotation, biological process: defense response to other organism. The coding region runs from base 766 to 4659 and encodes 1297 amino acids. Lineage: Eukaryota; Viridiplantae; Streptophyta; Magnoliopsida; Poales; Poaceae. Gene Ontology annotation, molecular function: ADP binding. The transcript has 5 exons.
GGGAUAUGGUUGAACCGUUCCUUUCUCAAGGAUAGAAACCUAGUGAAGCUACCCAGAAGCUUCCUUUGUCUGUGUUUAUGCUGACUAGUACUUCACACCAAAUGCAGCAAGCAGCAGAAGGCCAGCAGCACCAUCGGUGUCCUCACCGUGAAACUGCAGAACAGAUCAUCACCAGCAAUCUCUUAAUAAAAAGAUCAUCACCAGGAAUCAGCACUGCCAAGCUUUUCCGUGCAGUGCUUGUUCCAGAGUCCCGUCCACCACUCCGGCCACCUCGUGCUCCUUGUCAACACUGGCUCCAGCAACUCUGCUCCCAGCGCCCUUGAUUUUUUUUACUUGGUGUAACUUCAUCCCGCAAAACCAUGUUUUCUUCAUUCCGUUGUUGUCCUUAUCAGUAACUUGCCUUCUGCAGAAGCACCUCGUCCAUACAUAAAAAAGAAAACAGCUUCCAUUGUCCAUCCAUUCAUCUUUCUUUUCCUGUUUAAUCUUUCUCUUCGCCACCAGACCCUUGCACCCUGCAUCUUCAACUUAUUCAUUUCACUCCUACGACAAAAAAAAAGAAAGAAAAAAUAGAAAACCCCAAAAAAGGAAGGAAAAAAGAUAUUAAUUGUACUCUUUGCUUGUUUCCCAUCAUUUACAUUUCCAAGAAAAACACAAUCAUUUCGUGCCAUUGCCAAUCAAUUGUCCUCUUCUUUUCACCUGGAAAUAUUCAUCCAAGAUCUCUCCAGUCCACACCCACAAAGGAGAAGCACAAACCACUCCAAUUCCAUGGCAGACUUGGCACUCGCUGGGUUAAGGUGGGCAGCAUCGCCCAUUUUCAACAAGCUUCUUAACGAAGCUUCAGCUUACCUCAGUGUGGACAUGGUGCGUGAGCUCCAAAAACUAGAAGCCACCGUCCUGCCACAAUUUGAUCUGGUGAUUCAAGCAGCAGAGAAGAGCCCCCAUAAGGGCAAGCUCGAGGCAUGGCUUCGGCGGCUCAAAGAAGCCUUUUAUGAUGCUGAGGACCUGCUGGACGAGCAUGAGUACAAUCUCCUCAAGCGCAAGGCCAAGAGCGGAAAAGAUCCCCUGCUAGGAGAGGAUGAAACCUCCUCCAUUGCAUCAACAAUCAUGAAGCCUUUUCAUACUGCUAAGAGCAAGGCACGCAACUUGCUCCCUGAGAAUAGAAGGCUAAUUAGCAAGAUGAAUGAGAUCAAAGCUAUCCUAACAGAAGCCAAGGAGCUUCGGGAUCUUCUUAGCAUAGCACCUGGAAAUACUACAGGUUUAGGGUGGCCAGCUGUACCAGCAACCAUUGUUCCUCCAACCACAGUGACAUCACUUUCCACAUCAAAGGUUUUCGGUCGUGACAAGGAUCGCGAUCGUAUAUUAGAUUUUCUUCUUGGCAAGACAGCAGCUGACGAGGCAAGUUCGACUAGGUACUCCAGUUUGGCCAUUAUUGGUGCGGGCGGAAUGGGGAAGUCCACCUUAGUGCAGUAUGUCUACAAUGACAAGAGGAUAGAAGAAGGCUUUGAUAUCAGGAUGUGGGUCUGCAUCUCACGCAAGCUUGAUGUCCGUCGUCACACAAGGGAGAUUAUUGAGUCUGCAACAAAUGGGGAGUGCCCAUGUAUUGAUAAUCUUGAUACUCUCCAGUGCAAAUUACGUGACAUACUGCAGAAGUCACAGAAAUUCCUACUUGUCUUGGAUGAUGUUUGGUUCGAAAAAUCAGACAGCGAGACAGAGUGGUUUCAGCUCCUGGAUCCAUUUGUCUCUAAACAGAUGGGAAGCAAAGUUUUGGUGACUUCUCGGCGUGAAACACUUCCGGCCGCUGUUUUCUGUGAUCAACAACAAGUUGUUCAUUUGGAAAAAAUGGAUGAUGCCAAUUUCUUGGCACUCUUCAAACACCAUGCUUUCUCUGGAGCAAAAAUUGGAGAUCAACUUUUGCACAAUAAGCUGGAACAUACUGCAGUGGAGAUUGCUAAAAGGCUUGGACAAUGUCCUUUGGCAGCAAAAGUUCUUGGUUCCCGGUUGAGCACAAAAAAAGAUACUGCUGAAUGGAAAGGUGCUCUAAAGCUCAGAGAUUUAAGUGAGCCCUUCACAGUUCUCUUGUGGAGUUACAAGAAGUUAGAUCCACGUCUGCAGAGGUGCUUCUUGUAUUGCAGCUUAUUCCCAAAAGGUCAUAAAUAUAAACCUGAUGAGUUGGUUCACCUUUGGGUGGCAGAAGGGCUUGUUGGUUCAUGUAAUUUGAGUAGCAUGACAAUAGAAGAUGUCGGGAGGGAUUAUUUCAAUGAGAUGCUCUCUGGGUCUUUCUUUCAAUUGGUUUCUGAAACAGAGUAUUAUUCAUACUAUAUCAUGCACGACAUCCUUCAUGAUUUGGCACAGUCACUCUCUGUAGAAGACUGCUUCAGAUUAGAAGAGGAUAAUAUCAGAGAAGUACCAUGCACUGUUCGACAUCUCUCUCUUCAGGUUGAGAGUUUGCAAAAGCAUAAGCAAAUUAUCUACAAGCUACAGAAUUUACGCACUAUCAUCUGCAUUGAUCCACUAAUGGAUGAUGCAAGCGAUAUUUUUGAUCAGAUGCUGCGGAACCAGAAGAAGUUACGUGUAUUGUAUUUGUCAUUUUACAACAGUAGUAAGUUGCCUGAAUCUAUUGGUAGGCUGAAGCACCUUCGGUAUUUGAACCUUAUCAGAACGUUAAUUUCUGAAUUGCCUAGAUCAUUAUGUACUCUUUACCACUUGCAGUUACUUCAGUUAAGCCUAACGGUGGAGAGGUUGCCUGACAAGCUUUGCAACUUAAGUAAGUUGCGACAUAUGGGGGCGUACAAGGAGUACCCACAUGCCUUGAUGGAAAAAUCUAUUCAUCAAAUUCCCAAUAUAGGCAAGCUAAUUUCGCUACAACACAUGCAUACCUUUUCUGUGCAAAAGAAGCAAGGAUACGAGUUGUGGCAGCUGAAGGACUUGAAUGAGCUUGGUGGCAGUUUAAAAGUAGAAAAUCUUGAGAAUGUUUCAGAAAAAGAAGAAGCCUUAGAGUCCAUGCUCUAUAAGAAGAAUCGCCUUAAAAAGUUGCGGCUUGCCUGGAGUAGCGAGAAGGGAAUGGAUGCAGUGGAUACUUUACAUCUGGAUGUUCUAGAAGGUCUGAGACCGUCACCCCAACUUAGUGGCCUCACAAUCAAAGGCUACAAAUCUGGCACAUAUCCAAGGUGGUUACUUGAGCCAUCCUAUUUUGAAAAUUUGGAAUGUUUAAAGCUUAAUUGCUGCACUUUGUUAGAAGGCCUACCACCUAAUACUGAGCUCCUACGGCAUUGCACUAGGCUGUGUCUAAAAAAUGUUCCAAAAUUGAAGAUUUUAUCUUGUCUUCCAGCAAUGCUUACAAAAUUGUCAAUUGAGACGUGCCCACUGCUUAUGUUUGUCUCCAAAAAUGAGCUCGACCAGCAUGAUUUGAGGGAAAAUAUAAUGAAGACAGAGGACCUGGCAUCUAAACUUGCAUCAAUGUGGGAGGUCAAUUCAGGAUCAAAUAUUAGGGAAGUACUUGCAGAGGACUAUUCAUCCCUGAAGCAGUUGACAACGCAGAUGGGUGAUGAUAUAUCACAACAUCUUCAAAUUAUUGAAAGUGGCCUAGAGGAAGGAGGAGAUAUAAUAUUGGAGAAAGAAAAUAUGAUCAAGGCAUGGCUUUUUUGCCAUGAGCAGAGGAUAACAGUCAUUUAUGGAAGGACCAUGGAGCUGCCACUGGUUCUACCAUCAGGAAUACGUGAACUUUAUCUUUCUUCAUGCAGUAUUACAGAUGAAGCUUUAGCUAUUUGCCUUGGUGGCCUCACUUCAUUGACAACGUUAAUGCUGGAAUAUAAUAUGGCAUUAACUGCACUUCCUUCAGAAGAGGUGUUUGAGCAUUUGACAAAGCUUGACUUGUUGGCUGUAAGAGGUUGUUGGUGUCUCAGAUCACUGGGGGGCUCACAUGCUGCUCCAUCUCUUUCCAGACUUUAUUGUAUUGAUUGCCCUUCUUUAGAUCUGGCAGGUGCAGCAGAAUCUAUGUCAUUCAACCUUGCUGGAGACCUCUACAUAUGUGGCUGCAUUCUGGCAGCCGAUUCGUUCAUUAAUGGCUUGCCACACCUGAAAUCUCUUUCCAUUGCAUGUUGCAGAAGCUUCCCGUCCUUAUCGAUUGGCCACCUGACCUCCCUUGAAUCAUUAUCUCUACUUCGUCUCCCCGAUCUGUGCUCUCUUGAAGGCUUGUCUUCCUGGCAACUUGAUAGCCUAAGUUUGAUAGAUGUUCCAAACCUCACUGCCAAGUGCAUCUCACAGUUUCGUGUCCAGAAAUGGCUCAGCGUUAGUAGUUUCGUACUGCUCAACCAGAUGCUCAAGGCUGAAGGGUUUAUAGUCCCACCAAAUCUUGGUCUUCAUGUUUGCAAGGAGCCGUCAGCUUCAUUUGGAGAAUGUGCAAAUCUCUUAUCUGUCAAGCACCUGGACAUUUGGGAUUGCAAAAUGGAGUCCCUGCCAGGAAAUCUAAAAUUUCUCUCCAGUCUGGAGAGUCUUGAUAUCGGCAUUUGCCCCAACAUAACAUCUUUACCAGUUCUGCCAUCCUCCCUCCAGCGCAUAACUAUAUAUGGUUGUGACGACUUGAAGAAGAACUGCCGAGAGCCUGAUGGAGAAAGCUGGCCACAGAUUUCACACAUCCGCUGGAAGCACUUCUAUGAAUGAUCUUCAACGAAAUGAGGAGGCACCUCGACCUCAAGGUCACCCUGGCACAAGCACAACACGACACUGACUCGCCACCCAGUUCAAGUCAGAAGCCAAUCCGUUGCAGAUGCUGUCCCCUCGGUUCUCUGUUUGGUGACUGUGCACAGUCCACAGUUGGGACUUGCGAGGCAGGUGGAAAAUAUUCCAAAAUUGUCAAAAUUGAAAAUUGCCAAUCCGUUGCAGAUUUCACACAUCCGCUAGAAAAUGUUCCAAAAUUGAAAAUAUUACCUUGUCUUCCAGCAAUGCUUACAAAAUUGUCAA